AUGGGUGCUAAGCAAAAGGGCGGAGGCUCAAAGCCCAAGGGAAAUACUGCCGAUGAGGUAGAAGAUACACUACAGGCCGUGGUCCUCGCGGAUACCUUUGAGCCACGAUUUGAGCCCUUCACCCUCAAUAAGCCUCGUUGCCUUCUGCCGUUGGCCAACACCCCCAUCAUCGAAUACACCCUCGAGUUUUUGGCAAAUGCAGGUGUGGAGGAAGUUUUUCUCUACGGAGGCGCACACUCGGAUAUUCUAGAGAAAUAUAUCAAUGCCUCUAAAUGGAGAGCGGCUUCAUCUCCAUUCAAGCAAUUCACAUUCCUCAAAUCAACCUCUGCCUCCGUUGGUGAUGUCAUGCGUGAUCUGGAUGGAAAGCACCUUAUCACCGGUGACUUUAUUGUCGUCAGCGGCGACGUGAUCAGCAACUUGCCCAUCGAAGGCGCAUUAUCUAAGCACCGAGCCCGCCGUGCCACCGACAAGAACGCCAUCAUGACCAUGGUCCUCCGGGAAGCUGGACGGACUCACCGCACUAAAGCAUCGUCUGUCUCCCCGGUCUUCGUUAUCGAUCCUACCAAAGAUCGUUGUCUCCACUACGAGGAAAUCGACCACCACUCGGACGAGAACCCCGCCCGACUCACCAUUGACACCGAGCUCCUCAUGACUCACCCUGAGCUGGAUAUUCGUCAAGACCUGAUCGACUGCAGCAUUGAUAUUUGCACACCCGAUGUACUGGGCUUGUGGUCUGACAGCUUCGACUACCAAUCCCCUCGCAAGCACUAUCUGUUCGGUGUUCUCAAGGACUACGAGCUGAACGGAAAGACCAUCCACACACAUAUCAUUAAAGAUCACUAUGCCGCGCGGGUAAGGAAUUUGAAGGCGUACGACGCUGUUAGCAAAGAUAUCAUCUCCCGCUGGACAUACCCGCUGUGUCCUGAUACCAACUUGCUCCCCGGUCACACCUACGAUCUUCGCAAGGGCAGCUUGUACCAAGAGCAGGGUGUCACAUUGGCGCGAUCCUGCGUGAUCGGUCGCCGCACAGUCAUCGGCAAGGGCACUAGUAUUGGUGACAAGACAACAGUUCAGAACACUGUGCUAGGCCGGAACUGCAAGAUCGGCCGCAACGUCAAGCUGGAGGGCGCUUACAUCUGGGAGAAUGUUUCAAUUGGUGAUAACGCGGAUAUUCGGGGCGCCAUCAUCGCGGAUGAUGUUGUAAUUGGCAAGAACUGCAAGGUCGCGGCCGGUGCUCUCUUGUCGUAUGGCGUUAAGAUCGCCGACGGCAUAUCAGUUGAGAGCGGCAAGCGAAUCACCGCAUUCCGGCGAGACGGCAGCGCAGCGACCACCGAUGCAAAGGUGGUUGGAGCCGACGGCGAAGGCCGCGAGUUCAUUCACGGCGAAGACGAUGACGAAGACGACGACGACGAUGUCGUCAGUGUCGCCUCCUCUGGCCUUGUAUACCGCAUGCCAGGUCUCUCUCUCUCCUCCGCUUCCAUCUCCACCUUAUCCUCCGAACUGUCCGACGGCUCCUGGCCCCGUUCCGGACGAAGCAGCUUCUCUGACGGCGAAGAACAAGACAACUUCCACCAUGAUGCAUCGGCCAGUAUCUUCGAAAGUAUCCGCGAAGGUGUCAGCGCCGACGUCGUCCAACUGGAACUCGUCAGUCUUCGCAUGACAGCCAACGCCUCCGAUAAUCAAGUCCGCCGCGCCAUCGUCUCCUCAUUCAUGAAACACGUUCAACAACUCAUGGAAACUGGCAAGAAUGCCAGCGAUGUGGUGCACGACCUCUUCUCCACAUACCGGGAAGUUGUGGACCGGACGCUGUUUGACCGGAACAAAAACGAAAAGAAAGAUCAAGUUGAUCUGCUACUCCAAUUACAGCAGGAUCUGGUGCACCGGAAUAAGGGUGCGAAUAUUCUGCUAUUCUCUGCCAAGGUGCUCUAUGAUCUUGAGCUUGUGGAUGAGGAGGCUUAUGAUCAGUGGUGGAAUGAUGAGCGUUCUAGCGAGAGUGAAGAGAUGCGGAACGUCCGUAGCCAGGCACAACAGUUUGUGAACUGGUUGGCGGAAGCUGAAGAGGAAAGUAGUGAGGAGGAAGAAUCGGAGGAGGAGAGUGAUGAUGAGUAG
This is a messenger RNA of Penicillium odoratum, 2109 nucleotides long. Its product is annotated as translation initiation factor eIF2B catalytic subunit epsilon. The transcript is spliced from 4 exons. The coding region runs from base 1 to 2109 and encodes 702 amino acids. Gene Ontology annotation, molecular function: guanyl-nucleotide exchange factor activity; translation initiation factor binding; translation initiation factor activity. Gene Ontology annotation, cellular component: eukaryotic translation initiation factor 2B complex. Gene Ontology annotation, biological process: biosynthetic process. Lineage: Eukaryota; Fungi; Ascomycota; Eurotiomycetes; Eurotiales; Aspergillaceae. The record is from RefSeq and is a predicted model, not a curated record.